This is a messenger RNA of Oppia nitens, 2071 nucleotides long. It is a transcript of the gene roq, whose product is annotated as roquin-2-like. Lineage: Eukaryota; Metazoa; Arthropoda; Arachnida; Sarcoptiformes; Oppiidae. The transcript has 7 exons. The record is from RefSeq and is a predicted model, not a curated record. Bases 1 to 1968 code for a protein of 655 amino acids.
AUGAAAGUCAAUGUCUGUGUUUGUUUUCAGUCAAUCCAAAGUUGUCCAUUUGAUUCAACACCGAUUGAGAGAAAAUUUCCCGAAAAUGAAGCCAUUCUUGCAUUGGUUCAGUUAAAUGGUUGUCCAAAUGGCUCGCAUUCGGCACAACAACAACACAACUCAAGACCUAACGAUAGGUCAACCGUUGGUCAGAGUUAUGAUUGCGUUGAGAUCAAAGACAUUCCCUAUUUCCGCAAAUGUGUCGAUUGUAUUAAACAGAUGGCAUUUCUUUUGCGACCUCAACAUCAAAGUCAAGCAUUGUCUCGUCCGAUGCAACGAAAACUAAUAACACUAUUGCACUGUCAGGUGGUUGAAGGCGAGUGUCGGACCCGUGCCCUCAGAAAUGCCCGAUCUAUUGGUGAACGAGCUUUGGGUGAACUUCUUGUUAAACAUCAAGACUCACAUCAAUUGAGUUCCAAUUUAUGGGCGGCUGUGAGGGCUCGGGGAUGUCAGUUCUUAGGACCGGCGAUGCAGGAGGAAGUGCUUCGAUUAGUGUUAUUAGCACUGGAAGAUGGAAGUGCUCUUUCACGAAAAGUUUUGGUUAUGUUUGUUGUUCAACGAUUGUCGCCUCACUUUCCACAUCAGGCCAGCAAAACAGCUAUAGGACACGUCAUUCAACUUUUAUAUCGCGCCUCUUGUUUUAAGUUGACUAAAAGAGAUAGCGAUUCUAGUUUAAUGCAAUUGAAAGAAGAGUACUGUUCUUAUGAAGCAUUAAGACGAGAACACGACACACAAAUCGUUUCGAUAGCACUCGAGGCCGGACUCAGGAUAUCACCCGAUCAAUGGUCAUCACUGUUAUACGGCGACAGUCACCACAAGUCGCACAUGCAGUCAAUUAUAGAUAAACUUCAAUCACCCGCUUCUUUUGCUCAAUCGAUACAAGAGUUUAUUAUUGCUCUUCAAAGGACGGGUGAUCCAUGCGGUUUGGUCGCCAUUAAACAACCUUUAGAGAGAUUAGCUAUUGUUGAUCCAAAUCCAUUAACUGUGACUCAUCCGACUCUUGAGGAAUUAGGCGAUGCUCUUGAAUGCGCUAAAGUUGUAAUCUUUCAGUUGAUUGAAUUCUUACAACGAUUUGGUUCAUCGCAUAACAAUCUAUCAAAUAAUAACAUCAAUAGAAAUAAAUUAAUAACAAAUAUCACUCAAAACAGUAAUCAAAGACAAAGAGUGAAUCGCGUUCGGCCUUUAAUUGAUGAGCAAUCGAUUUCAAGACAAUUAAGUUCAGAGCCUUUUCCAUCAAUGAAUGUAUUAUCUCCUACAGCAGCCCGUCAUCCAUCCAUACCAACUGUUAUCAGGCCGUGUGUGUCAGUGCAACCCUCGAGAAUUAUCGGUGCCACCAAUUUGAUGGUUUCACCGACACUGGCAAUGAGUCCGCAUUCACUCUUAUCUGCGACACCAGGAGAUAGUGAUAUAGGAGCAGUCGAUUCGAGUUUUGAACCCCAUUUGAAUACUUUAUCUUCAAUAUCUCUUCCUGUUUUAGUUACAACUACAGCCUCGCAUACAUUGAUCCAAAAUACCCCUCCAAUCGGCGCAUCCCUACUAACGUGUGGAACUAAUACCACUACUAUUCCACCCUCUCUUCCCUCAGAAGACGAUCAAAUUAUCCCAUUCUCUGAUCGUCCAUUUGUUUCUAAGUACGGUCCGGUACGAUCCAAAUACGGCGUUAAUCUUAUCAACACACCCACAAUGACUGGACUGGGGAAUGGUAUGUCCCAGCAAAUGACAGUGCCUGGAACGCAUCCAACGAAUGUGAUCUUAGGUCGAUCUGCGGUGCCAUCGUUAACACUGAUCCAACCAUUACAAAUACUAACCACUACUUUUCUAACGGAUCCUAAUUCUAACUCACAAUACGGAAGGACUUUCAUUCCAGAUCCAACCUAUCAGAGCACAUAUGUUUCAGGGCUUAUGGAUUUAGAGACGGGAGAUAAUUAAUUCAAUAGUCUAAAGGGAUAAAACAUAUAAUAAGUUGUUUAUCAGAUUAUGUCUUAAGAUUAUUAUUAUAUUAAUAUUAUUACAAUAUUUUUUUUAAAUGUCA